Exophiala dermatitidis NIH/UT8656 is the source of this 2952-nucleotide messenger RNA. Its product is annotated as minichromosome maintenance protein 3. Bases 44 to 2713 code for a protein of 889 amino acids. Gene Ontology annotation, biological process: DNA replication; double-strand break repair via break-induced replication; mitotic DNA replication initiation. The transcript is spliced from 2 exons. Gene Ontology annotation, cellular component: nucleus; MCM complex. Gene Ontology annotation, molecular function: single-stranded DNA binding; ATP hydrolysis activity; single-stranded DNA helicase activity. Lineage: Eukaryota; Fungi; Ascomycota; Eurotiomycetes; Chaetothyriales; Herpotrichiellaceae. The record is from RefSeq and is a predicted model, not a curated record.
CCUCUACACCCCCCAACAACCCGUGCCAAAGUCAUUUGCUAUCAUGGCAUUCACCACGAACGAGCUUCGCGAUGAAGCGAUUCGUGACAGGAUCCGCCUUGCUACGGAAUUCCUUGAUCCGACAGAUGCGGCGGCAAGAUCCUAUCGUGCGGAUAUUGUGUUGAUGCUGAACCGUGGCUUGCGGCGGCUGGUUGUGAGCAUCGACGACAUCCGAACUCAUUCUCGAGAACUCGCCGACGGCAUUCUCUACAGGCCAUUUGACUAUUCACCCGCCUUCGAUGCGGCAUUAAAGAACGUCAUUGCCACAAUACCAAAUCGUGCACCUUUCGAACAAGAUGAAGACAGAUUAUACUAUGUGGCGUAUUCGGGCUCAUUUGGAGAGAACACAUGCAAUCCUAGGACCCUCGGAAGCUCGCUACUGAACAGAAUGGUGUGCCUUGAAGGCAUAGUGACCAAGUGCAGUUUGGUCAGGCCAAAGGUCGUCAAAAGUGUGCACUGGAGCGAGAAGACACAAAAAUUCCUUUACCGUGAAUACAGAGAUCAGACUAUGAGUGCCAAUGCGCCGGCCAGUCUCAGUGUCUAUCCACAGGAAGAUGGAGAUGGGAAUCCGUUGAUCACCGAAUACGGGUAUUGCACAUACCGCGAUCACCAAACCAUCAGCAUACAAGAAAUGCCAGAAAGAGCCCCGGCUGGUCAGCUCCCCCGUGGCGUCGAUGUCAUCAUGGACGACGACAUGGUAGACCGUGUUAAGCCCGGCGACCGGAUACAACUCGUUGGGAUUUUCAGGUCUUUGGGGAACAGGAAUGCAGGCUCUGGAUCGGCCAUCUUUCGCACAUUGAUUUUGGCGAACAACGUUGUGCUACUAUCUUCGAAAUCCGGAGGAGGGAUUGCACAGGCCAUAAUCACGGAUCAAGAUGUCAGGAACAUCAACAAGUUGGCGAAGAAGAGCAACGUUUUCGAGUUGCUCUCGCAGUCAUUGGCACCCAGUAUAUACGGCCAUGACUAUAUCAAGAGGGCCAUCCUGCUCAUGCUGCUUGGCGGUAUGGAGAAAAACUUACCCAACGGCACUCACCUGAGGGGUGACAUCAACGUCCUUAUGGUUGGUGACCCUUCUACAGCCAAGUCUCAGCUUCUGCGCUUUGUCCUCAACACUGCGCCCCUAGCUAUCGCAACUACCGGUCGAGGCUCCUCAGGUGUUGGUCUCACAGCUGCAGUAACGUCCGAUAAAGAGACCGGAGAGCGACGCCUCGAGGCCGGUGCCAUGGUUCUCGCAGAUCGAGGAGUUGUCUGUAUUGAUGAAUUCGACAAAAUGAGCGACAUUGAUCGUGUCGCAAUCCACGAAGUCAUGGAACAACAGACUGUUACGAUCGCCAAAGCAGGUAUACACACAUCUUUAAAUGCAAGAUGCAGUGUUGUUGCAGCAGCAAAUCCCAUUUUCGGCCAAUACGAUAGCAACAAAGACCCACACAAAAACAUCGCUCUGCCCGACUCGCUCCUUUCGCGUUUCGACUUGUUGUUCAUUGUCACCGAUGACAUCGAUGACAAGCGGGAUCGGGAGAUCUCCGAACACGUGCUUAACAUGCACAGAUACCGUCAGCCAGGAACAGAGGAAGGAGCUCCGAUCCGGGAACAAGCCGACCAGAUCCUGGGGGUUGGUCUACAAGAGGAACAGAGCUCCACCCAGACUACGGAGGUGUAUGAGAAGUAUAAUGCUAUUCUUCACUCCGGGUUUUCCGUCACCGGCACCGGCAGAAACAGAAAGAAGCAAGUGCAUCCGGUCAGCAUGCCAUUCAUCAAAAAAUACAUCCAAUAUGCAAAGAGCAGAUGCAAGCCGGUCUUGACGAGGGAAGCCAGCGAAUAUGUCGUCAGUGCAUAUUCCAAUCUGAGGAAUGAACAGAUCAGGGCCAAUGAGCGAAGGACCAGUCCGAUCACCGCAAGAACACUCGAGACUCUGAUCCGUUUAUCGACGGCACAUGCCAAAGCUCGACUUUCCAGCCGUGUGGAGGAGAGUGACGCCGUUGCAGCAGAGGAAAUCCUUAAAUUUGCCCUUUUCAGAGAAGUGGCUGUGAAGGAAGAUGGGCGAAAGAAGAGACGCAAAACUCGCAAUGCCACCGAGGACAGUUCUGACGAGGAUGAGGAUUCAUCCGACAACAGCAGCGAUGAUGACGUACCAUAUCGCGGCACAAGGCCAUCGGCUAACAGGGGAAUCAAACCACAAACACGAAGUCAGCUGUCUCACCGGGCCCAUGGCAACUCGAAUCCAAGAAGUUCCACGCAAGUGAAUGGACAACCCUCUGCCCAAGCUGAUGAGUCGGAUGAGUCGGAUGGGACACAGAGGACGUCGCAGCAGCAGACAGGAGCAGAGUCACAGCUGUCUCGCAUGAGCAUUGCCAGCUCCAUGCCAAGUUCCCAGCUGCCGUCCACGCAGGCUGAUUCACAAUCCCAACAAAACACCACAGCAGAAGCUGCCGCAAGCAUUUCGCCACCACGGCUCGCUUCGUUCCGUGCGAUUCUCGGCUCUCUGACCCAGACCUCGCUUUUCCAGAAUGACAUGGCAACUGUUGCAGACCUUUCUGCAGCUGUCAACCACCGAAUUUCCGAGAGGAAUGAACCGGAAUUCUCUGACGAUGAAAUCACUGCUGCUUUGAGGUCGAUGGCAGAGGCCAACCAAAUUAUGUUUCUUGAGGAAAGUGGCGAGGUGUACACAUUGUAGUUUGGGUUGUGUCAUGGUUAUGAACUUGAUGAAUGUAAAACAUACGCAACAAUUUGAGUUUCCAUUCCUAAUUCUAGUCCCCAGUUGGUGCCCCUAAGUACUGAGUAAGGGUUGCUCUUUGAUGGAGCGGGCUCCGCUCAGUAAAGCUAUACAAUGCGAGGUAUAGCCAGUGUCUUCCAUAACUCUUGAAGGUUUAAAUAGUACAGGCGAAAGGUCGAUCUCUCACAGCAUGAUGCUUA